Messenger RNA from Salvia miltiorrhiza (redroot sage), 2338 nucleotides. RefSeq names its product protein PAL OF QUIRKY. The transcript is spliced from 2 exons. The record is from RefSeq and is a predicted model, not a curated record. Gene Ontology annotation, molecular function: protein binding. Bases 381 to 1895 code for a protein of 504 amino acids. Lineage: Eukaryota; Viridiplantae; Streptophyta; Magnoliopsida; Lamiales; Lamiaceae.
UGAUAGAGCUCAAUUUAUUUAUUUUGUAUUUUGCGUGAAUGAAUAGGUUUUAGAUAAUCACUUAUCCAUAAAUACACACACACACACACAUAUAUAUAUAUAAUUUUUUUUUGACUAAAAACACAUAUAUUUCUAUUUUGGUGCGAUUGUAGUAGAGCAGUUUUCAAGUUUCGAAAAAUUUGAUAAUUGUCCCGAAAAAGAUAUAGACGGAGUUUCCUGAGCUGUGUAGAAAUACUGAAAUAGAAUAGAUGAAGAAGAAGAUGAUGAUGCAAGCGUAAUUAGCGCGCCACGCAUGACAGCUCCAUCCACUAUUAUUAAACCUUAACUUUCCCCCACUUUACUCUGCCUCUCUCUUACUCUCUCUCUCUAAACCCCACUAGAUGGAGCCCCAGCCUCCGCCACCCCCCACCGCCGCGGCCACCUCUCCGCGGCCCCCUCUCGCGCCCCCCAAAAUUCGCCUAAUGUGCAGCUACGGCGGCCACAUAGUCCCCCGCUCCCACGACAAGUCCCUCUACUACGCCGGCGGCGAGACCCGCAUCGUCUCCGUCGACCGCCGCUCCACCGCCGCCUCGCUCCCCGUCCUCUCCGCGCACCUCUCCCGCACGCUCUUCGGCAACCGCCCCUUCCUCCUCAAGUACCAGCUCCCCGACGAGGACCUCGAUUCCCUAAUCUCCGUCAUCUCCGACGAGGAUCUCGCCAACAUGCUCGAGGAGCACGAUCGGAUCACUCCGCCCGCGCGCAUCAGGUUGUUCCUCUUCGCCGUCAAGCCGGAGUCCGUCGGCUCCGCGCUGCUGGGCCCCAAGUCGGACUCGUGGUUCUGCGACGCGCUCAAGAGUACGGGGAUUUUGCACAAGGGGCAGUCGGCGGAUUGUGGGCUGCUGAUGGGCAUUGGGCCGGAUUUGGAACCUCUGGUUGAGAGCGCCGGCGCAGGGGAGAGUAAAAUGGGGGCGGAAUCUUUGGUUUUGGAGACGAAUUCGUCGUUUGGGUCUACUGGUUCGUCGUUUUCGAUGUCGAAUUCUCCGCCGAUUGCGAUUGCUAAUUGCGACGAAAAGGGUUUGAAUUUGCUUGACCGGAAGAAUAGGGUACCGUCUUCAGCCUCUUUUGAGAGUGAUUAUAGUGUUGGAAGUUCAGCUGCCCCUCCAAAAACUGGAGUCUCCCAAGAGCCGCUGAUUCAGGUUGGUCCGGAGGAAUCACUAGACACUCCUGUUUCCGACUCUUCUUUUGAUAUGACGGGGCAAAAAACAGUUCAAGUUCUACGAUAUCCUUUACCUCAGCUGCCGGAUGGAAUGAAGCAACAGCAUGAUACACCCUUAAUUCAAGGAGGCCUGCAGUAUAUGCCUCAAUAUGCAGGUCCAGUGCCAAUCUCUCCUUACUAUCCUGUAUAUCAAAUGCCAAUGCACCCACAGCAUAUAUCUUGUCAACCUAAUCAACCGUACCCAAUAUAUUUGGUGCCUGUGAGGCCAACUCAGUACCAAAACAUUCCAAUGCCAUGUAGCUCCAUUGAUGCAAAUACAACUAGUCUUUCUAGCCGACCACCCUUGCAUCCACAGACUGCAGUUAUUCCUCAACCCGUGGCCCAUAAAGAAGUAUUUGGAGCACAAAUAGCUGAGUCAGCCACACAAGUUUACUGCACUAUUCCUGCUUCAACACAACUAGUUAAUAUACCCUCUAAUCAAGGCCAACUAGUUGUAGGGCCUCUAGAGCACCAGAUUGCCUCAGAACCAGUUAAACCUAUUUCGGUAGUCUCUGCUAUUGAAGGCAGUGAAUUUGAUGAAGAAAUUGCAUACAACCAAAUAUACAAAUCUCAGCCUUCGGCCCCUAUAUUGACUUCUCAUUACAAGGCAAUGACUAAGGGAACGACAACGUUUCCAGAGCCUUCAGUCCAUGCCAAGUAAUAGGCAGUGUUGCGUCCUCAGUAGUGCUGCUAAAUGAGAGGAAUACUCUAUCAGGUGUUCUUUUCUCUGCCUCUCUCACCCCUGUUAACAUUCUGUCGGCUUGAAGUUAAAGAUCAUCGUGGUUGAAUAAUUCCACAUGUUGCCCCUUCAUGGAGGAUGGUCGUGAUUUUUGAAGAUUGUUUACUAGAGCAUACAACAUAGUUAUUUCUUUGUAUUGAAAAGUUUGCUUUGAUGAGAUAUGUAGCUACUCAAGGUGUAGAAGUUAACUGAAUACUAUACACAAUUUGUUCAUUUGUUUGUAUUUUAUUCAAUAUUUGUUCCACCGCAUUACCUGUUUCUUUUUACUUUUUGAUUAUGAUGUGCCAAUUAGAGGAGAACAUUUCAUCCUGUAAGAGAUAUUAUUAUUAUUAUUAUUACAUGCUGAAAGCUGCCAAUUUUGAUUC